AAUUUCUUUGAAACCUCCAUUUCCUUCUCAGCACUUCGGUUUCAUUUCUGUCCAUUACGUCGGUGUAUAUUUAUUGCUUUAACAUUUCAAACACAAGUGAUACAGCUGCAGUGGUAUAUGUGAACGAGUAGAAAUUAGAAUCUUCCGUUCUCGAAGAUCAUCAAGUUGUCUCCUCUUAUUAUUGUAUCUCUCUCUCUCUCUCUGUUUCCCUGCUUCUCUCGUUUGUUCCUUCGCUGUCACUGUUGCGGCAUUAUUAGAUACAACAACUACUGACUGCUACUUAAUUAGCAAUGCUACUCUAACUUCUACACCUCCUCUUCCCAGCACCACCUUCACCACCACCACCACCACUACCGUACUAACCAAUUACCAUCAAGACUUCCUCUACUUUCAUCUUGUAUCUGUUUUGUUGCCAGUCAGUCACAAGACCGAAGUUCGGACGGGGCAUGGAACCUCGCGGAUUAUUCUAGAGAGAUGUAAAAGACAAAAAAAAAAAAAUACCAACAACAACAAAACAAUAACCAUUUUCACGUUGCUUUGAGCUGUGAUCAUGUAAUGGUAGCUGCCUGAUACUAUUGUUUUCUGAAGAACUCCUAACUCCAUACUGAACCACUCUACUGCUGAUAGAUCUCAUAACAUCAAGCAGUCCUGAUCUACCGAACCUUCUUGCCAGAAUUGUAAAACAGAAUGGACAUUUGGAUGGAGAAAGCAUUUAACAUAUUGAUAAGAUGCUGAAUCAAACAUCAUCACCUGCCUCACUUGCUUCGUAGGAAUAGUUAAUUACAUGCCAAGAGACACUUCUGGCAAGUGUCACUGAGACCAGCCUCUACUCCCCAAAACUUUUGUUUCUUAUGCUAGUUUUGGGAGGACUUCAGUUCUUCAAACAGAAGUAAAACAAUGUCAUCGGUUAAAGUUGCUGUAAGGGUACGUCCCUUCAACAGUCGGGAAAUUGCCCGAGACUCAACUUGUAUCAUUGAUAUGUGUGGAACAACAACCACUAUACAGAAUCCUAAACCUGGACCCAAGGACCAAAUGUACAAGAGCUUUAAUUUUGAUUAUUCAUAUUGGUCCCACACUGAUCCUUCUGAUCCUGAAUUUUCGUCCCAGACAAAAGUGUAUGAAGACAUCGGCCUGGAGAUGUUGGAUCAUGCUUUUGAAGGAUACAAUGUCUGUAUAUUUGCAUAUGGACAGACUGGUGCAGGGAAAAGCUACACCAUGAUGGGAAAGAAUGAAGACAGCCAACGUGGGAUAAUCCCACUGUUGUGUCAGGAUUUAUUUGACCGUAUCAAAGACAAUAAAACUGCCGAACAGAUGUACUCCGUAGAGGUCAGCUACAUGGAAAUUUACUGUGAGCGUGUACGGGAUCUUUUGAACCCCAGUAACAAAAACAACCUUCGCGUGAGAGAACAUCCAUUAUUAGGUCCAUAUGUCGAGGACCUUUCUAAACUGGCCGUACAAUCUUUUGAAGACAUUGGAAAACUCAUCGAUGAAGGCAACAAAGCCAGGACCGUUGCCGCAACAAACAUGAACGAAACCAGCAGCCGUUCACAUGCUGUCUUUACCAUUAUAUUCACCCAGAAAAAACUUGACCAAGCUACUAAGAUGGUUGGAGAAAAGGUGAGCAAAAUCAGUCUUGUAGACUUGGCCGGCAGUGAACGAGCUGAUUCAACCGGUGCCAAAGGAACCCGCCUGAAAGAAGGCGCCAACAUUAACAAAUCUUUGACGACCCUUGGAAAAGUAAUUUCUGCUCUGGCAGACGUGAGUGCUGAAGGGAUAAAGGUCAGCAGCAAGAAAAAGAAGAAAACAGAUUUCAUUCCUUACAGAGAUUCUGUACUAACAUGGCUUCUUCGAGAAAACUUGGGUGGAAACUCAAAAACUGCCAUGGUUGCUGCACUCAGCCCAGCUGACAUCAAUUUUGAUGAAACCCUCAGUACACUAAGAUAUGCCGACCGAGCCAAACAGAUCGUAUGCAAGGCUGUGGUCAAUGAAGAUCCAAAUGCCAAGGUUAUUCGUGAGCUCAAGGAAGAAGUUGCUCGUUUACGAGAACUUUUGGUUCAUGAAGGAAUUGAAAUAAAUGAAUGUAACACUCCAACUGGCCAAAAAGAGAUAAAGCGCACUCGUAAAGAAUCCAUGUCCACCGAUGGUGAUGACCCAGUGGAACGUCUUCAAUUGUCUGAGAAACUAAUGGCUGAACUCAAUGAAUCUUGGGAAGAAAAACUUCGUAAAACAGAAGCUAUUAGAAAAGACAGAGAAGCAGUUCUUGCUGAAAUGGGUGUAGCACUGAGAGAAGAUGGCGGUACCAUCGGCGUGUUUUCUCCAAAAAAGACCCCUCACUUGGUCAACCUGAAUGAGGAUCCUUUGAUGUCAGAGUGUCUUAUUUACUACAUCAAGGAUGGUAUUACGAGGGUUGGUCUACCAAAUACCAAGCAGCCCCCUGAUAUUCAAUUAAAUGGAACCCAUAUCAAAGAAGACCACUGUAUGUUUGAUAAUAAUGAAGGUACAGUUACCGUAAUUCCAAGCAAUGGAUCUAUAAUCUAUGUUAAUGGCCGCCAAAUCACUGAGCCAACCAUUCUGAAAGUUGGAGCUCGUGUAAUCCUUGGCAAAAACCACGUUUUUCGUUUCAACCAUCCAGUGCAAGCUCGUGAAAGCCGAGCCCUGAUGACUGAAAGUAUUACAGACCUCGAAAGUUUGUCUCAGAACCAAGAACCUGUUGACUGGACAUUUGCUCAACUUGAAUUGCUGGAAAAUCAAGGAAUUGAUCUGAGAAAGGACAUGGAACAGAGGUUGCUUGCCCUUGAAGAGCAGUAUCGGAAAGAGAAAGAAGAAGCUGACAUGCUUUUUGAACAACAAAGAAAGGACUAUGAGUUUCAAAUUCAUGCUUUACAAGAACAGGUUGAGAGACAUUCUAUGAUGUCCAGUUUCACCACCGAUGACUUCAAUGAAGAAGAAGACCAUCAAAUGGAAUGCACAUGGACUGACCAUGAGCGUCAAAUAGCCGUUUGGGCUUUUCGGAAAUGGAAAUACCAUCAAUUUACAUCCCUCAGAGAUGAUCUCUGGGGUAACGCUAUUUUCUUGAAAGAAUCCAAUGCCAUCAGUGUCGAACUUAACAAGAAGGUUCAAUUUCAAUUUGUUCUGCUGACCGACACCAACUACUCACCGUUGUCCUCUGAACUCUUGCCUCAAGAUGAGAGAGACAGUAACAGACCAUUUCCCAAGACCAUUGUGGCUGUCGAAGUGCAAGAUUUGAAAAACGGCGCUACUCAUUUUUGGAGUUUGGAGAAAUUGAGACAAAGACUGGAGCUGAUGCGAGAAAUGUACCACAAUGAGGCUGAGCUUUCCCCUACUUCACCUGAACCAAGCAUCGAUAACAUGACUGGUGGUGAUCCGUUUUAUGACCGCUUUCCCUGGUUUCGUCUUGUAGGAAGAUCCUUUGUAUACUUGAGUAACUUAUUCUAUCCGGUUCCUUUGGUACAUCGUGUUGCCAUUGUCAACGAGAAAGGAGAUGUGAAAGGAUACUUAUGUGUGGCUGUCCAAGCUGUGACAGAAAAAGAGGACACUGUUGAUUAUGCUCCAGGAAUCAAACAAUCUGGAAAUGCCAAAAUAUCUUUUGAUGACGAUAACUACUUUGAAAAGAAACAGUUGUAUAGCCCAAAACUUGCACAAGAUUGCAGUAAUUUGAAGAAAGCUGUUGAACUUCCACCGCAGGAGGAAGAACGUAUCGUUGAGGGCGAAGGUACCAGUCCAGAUUCUAAUGAAAUGCUUGAGGAAGGUAAAGUGAAUGUGGAUAAUACUCGUGAGUCUGCAGACUACUUCCCAGACAUUGCAGACAAGGAAUUGCCAGAACACCUGAAAAUAGGAUCUGUAUUUCAGUUCCGAGUUACAGUCUUAAAAGCAUCUGGUAUUUCUCCUGAAUAUGCUGAUAUAUUCUGCCAAUUUAACUUUCUCCAUAGACACGAUGAAGCUUUCUCCACUGAACCUUUAAAGAAUUCAGGGAAAGAACUUCCUCUCAGCUUUUACCAUGUUCAAAAUUUCACCGUUACAGUAACCAAGUCUUUUAUUGACUACAUCAAAAGUCAACACUUGGUAUUUGAAGUGUUUGGUCACUACCAACAACAUCCUCUUCAUGAACAAGCCAAAGAGAAUUUGUUGUGUUCUGGAAGCCCAUUAUACUCAAACAUCCGACGUCCCCCACGUCGCAGUUUUCCCAUGUCUCUGCCUGUAUCAAAACCAGUACCAUCACCAAAAUUCGGUGUCAUAACUCCACCCAGCGCUUCAGAAGCAAACAUACCACUUAAUUCUCUUGUAAUGGAGAUAAACAAAUCAUUAACCAAUUGUAGUCCCCUGGCUGUCCCCUCUGGCUGGACACUAGAUCCCAGUACUUCUCCAGUUCAUGCAAAAUACGACCUUUUGGUUUGGUUUGAAAUCUGCGAACUUGCACCCAAUGGAGAGUACGUACCCACAGUUGUAGACCAUUCUGACGACUUGCCCUGUGCCGGCACCUACCUUCUCCACCAGGGUAUACAAAGACGUAUCACCAUAACCAUUGUUCACGAGAAAGGACCAGACUUGAUAUGGAGGGAUAUCAAGGAACUUGUAGUUGGUCGUAUCAGAAAUACUCUGGAUUAUCGAGAUGUGGACAGCGAGAAUACUGUUCUGUCUCUGAGUCUCUUCCCUGCUCACUAUGUACAGCAACCCAAUGAUGAUAGGAUAUUUUUCCGGUUUGAAGCUGCCUGGGACAGUUCCCUUCACAACUCUCCUCUUUUGAACCGAGUGACUCCCUAUGGAGAGAAAGUCUUCAUGACAUUAUCUGCAUAUUUGGAGGUUGAUAAUUGUGCCCAGCCUGCCUACAUCACGAAAGACUUGUGUCUGCUUAUCCAUGCCCGUGACGGAAAACUAACUGCUCCAAGAUCCCUGCGUAACCUAUUUUCUGGAGGUUAUUCUCGCAAGGACACCAACAGACUAGGGGGGGUUUAUGAAUUGUUCCUACGCCGUUGCAACAAUUCUGGAAGUCCAGGUGUACAAAGACGUCAGCGUCGUGUUCUAGAUACAUCUUCCACCUAUGUUCGUGGGGAGGAGAACCUUAAUGGCUGGCGGCCCCGUGGUGACUCUUUAAUCUUAGAACACCAAUGGGAACUUGAGAAACUCACUCGACUGGAAAUGGUAGAGAAGGCACGGCACAUUCUCCUGUUGAGAAAGAAACUUGGUGAACAAAACAAAACUCAAGAGCUGAGCAAACUUGAUAAAGAUGCGUCCAACAUGUAUGCAAAAGCCAAGUCACAACGUGCCAAGGAAGAAGAGCUGAAAGGAGAUGAUGACAAAGACCUCUCCACUGAUGGAACUGAUAAGAAACUGAAAUUUUCCAAUCCCGGUGGACCUAUACCAGAUUUCGUCACUAAUGGCGACGCCAACAAGGAAUUGACAGCCAAAUGUCUACGACUCCUAUUACAAGGACGUCUACCCCUCAGCUCUCAGAACAAGCCUGUUACAGCAUUAAAUGAGAGUAUGGUUAGCAGUAACUCAGAUGAAGAUGAGACUGCCCCCAUGAGCAUGGACAACGUGAUGCAGGCAAGCACUAGCAGUAGUGUCCUCAACACCAGCCUGAACAAUAGCAACCAGAACUGUAGCAUGGACAGCAGUGUCACUUCAGAUAUUUUAAGUGUGUCAAUGCAUUCAGAAGGACAGCAAGCUGCUAAUGCUCACAAAUGGCCUACAUCUACUGAGACAAAAACCCAGUCGAAAUCUUGUGAAAGCUUAUCGUCAAUGGCCGAGAAUUCUGAACGCAAGUUCUCUUUGCCAUUGAAGACUAACAAGCCAGAGACUGACCAACAGUUAUUCAUUCCAGACAUUGAGGAAGUGAGGGUCAGCCCCAUAGUAUCGAGGAAAGGUUACCUCAACUUCUUGGAAGAGAAGACCAAUGGAUGGACAAAACGUUGGGUGGUUGUCCGUCGUCCUUAUGUGUAUAUCUACAACAAUGAGAAGGAUCCCGUUGAAAGGGGUCUGAUUAACUUAGCCACAGCUCAGAUUGAAUAUAGUGAAGAUCAACAAGCUAUGCUCAAGACUCGAAACACAUUCUCUGUAAUGACCAAACAUAGAGGAUUUUUCCUGCAAACUCUUGAUGACAAAGAUUUCCAUGAUUGGCUAUAUGCCAUCAAUCCACUUCUCGCUGGCCGAAUUAGGUCUAAACUGUCACGGAGGAAACAGUCGGUGAAAAUAUGAUCUGCAAUAAGUCCAGUACCUCGCAGCAGACAGCUUGGUCAGUUCUACAGCAAUGCCGCUGCCAUAUGCAGCCUUCUUAGAAGGAAGUUGAAAGCAAAACUGCAGUUCAAGCAAAACAAAUACAAGCACAUCACAAACCAAACUUAACUUAAAUGAAACCCCAUUAUUUGUGUAAUAUGUAGAUAAUAGACACACAUUAACACAACUAAACAUACAGACAAUAUAUUAUAUAUAUAUGGAUAUAUAUGUGUAUAAAUAUAUGCAUAUCUACAUUAUUUAUCUAUCUCUCUAUGGAUAUAUUUAUAUUAUAUAUAUUUACAUACACACACAUACACUUAGAGCCUGAUGAGUAUAUAUAUAUAUAUAUAUAUAUAUAUAUAUAUAUAUAUAUAUAUAUAUAUAUAUAUAUAUAUAUAUAUAUAUAUAUAUAUAUAUAUAUGUGUAUAUGCAUGUAUAUAUAUAUAUGUAUGUAUGUAUUGAUGAGUUGGGAGAGAGAAAAAGAAGGGAAUAUUUAUUUGGAUGUGUAUAAGAUGCAUAUACAUGCUCACACAGAUAUAGAUGUGUGUGUAUGUAUGUAUGUGUGUGUGUGUGUGUGUGUGUAUACACACACAUUUAUACAACCACACAUACACAAGAAAUUUAUGAUGAUUUAGCUCUGAAUAAUCUUGCAACAUAUAGAGACCCAUGUGUGGCUCCGUAUUUUUUUUUCUGGAACUUGCCUAUAUAUAUAUAUUAUAAUAUGCACACACACAUAUAAAUAUACAUACACACACAUGCCUACAUACAUUUACAUCCGCAUAAUGUUGGAAGAGAACAAGAAGGAAGUUAGUAGGUACAUGGAAGAAGUCUGCAAUGUAGUAACUAAAAUUUUAUUUUGGCACAGUGUCAGGUCUCUUCAGAUGGGUACUUUUAAUUAAAAUGAAAUGUGGGAGUUUUUAGAAUUACAUUUAGGUAGUUAUAUAUAUAUAUAUAUAUAUAUAUAUAUUUGAUCUAGAAUUUAGAUCCUAGCUCAAAGUUCCCUGAUGUAUUGUUACUAUAAUAUAGUUUAGAUUGAUGGUGGCUGAGUGCAAACUAUGUAUGUGCGUAUGUGUUAAAGAUAUUUGUAUGUGUUGUGGCCUUAAUUAUGCAAUAAAUCUCUCCCAUACAUGCACACACACACACACUAAUAUGCUUUUUAUUUCUUAGAUAAUUUAUUCAACACCCACCACACACACACACCAUGGUACUUUCAAUUUUCAGUUCCAAGAUCUUUUAUUUUUAUUUGCAUUUCAUUGAGAUUUAGCCAAAUAUGUGAUAUUCUAUCAAACUAAUAUUCAUAGAUGCACACACACACACACACACACACACAGAUAAACUAAUGCAUAUACACAUAUGCAUUGAUAUAUUUAUCUUUACUUUAUUAACACUUAUUUUUAGAAUAAUAAACUCCAUUUUAUCUCUCUUUCCCAA
This is a messenger RNA of Octopus bimaculoides (California two-spot octopus), 7665 nucleotides long. RefSeq names its product kinesin-like protein unc-104. Gene Ontology annotation, biological process: microtubule-based movement. The record is from RefSeq and is a predicted model, not a curated record. NCBI's taxonomy places the organism in Eukaryota, Metazoa, Mollusca, Cephalopoda, Octopoda, Octopodidae. Gene Ontology annotation, molecular function: microtubule binding; microtubule motor activity; ATP binding.